Messenger RNA from Lactuca virosa, 1077 nucleotides. NCBI's taxonomy places the organism in Eukaryota, Viridiplantae, Streptophyta, Magnoliopsida, Asterales, Asteraceae. The record is from the annotation of a GenBank genome assembly.
AUGGCAACAAUCGGCGAUAAUGCAUGCAUACAAUUACAGUUUACAGAUGCUGGUGACACUACGAUGGCAACAUAUGGUAGCGGUGGUGUGAUGCAGAGGACGAGGAUAAAAGAAAAUUUGGUCCUCCUAUUGAAUGAGAUAGUUGAUUAUUCCAAGGUAAAAAAAAAUCAAAUUCGAAGGCCUAGACGUCGAAACUCAUUCCUCUUCACAACCAGUUGCUCAACUGAUGUGUCAAUCACCAUUGCCACUGACCACAAUUACGGCAAUAAGCAAGUUAUCAGUGUUACUCAAACCCUAUACGACUACUUGCUCACCAACGUUAGAGAACCACCCAUUCUGCGACAACUUAGAGAGGAGACUGCAACAAUGCGUGGGAGUCAAAUGCAGGUAUCCCCUGAUCAAGCGCAACUACUUGCAAUGCUUGUCCAGAUUCUUGGGGCUAACAGAUGCAUUGAAGUUGGGGUCUAUACUGGAUACUCAUCAUUGGCUGUUGCAUUAGUCCUACCAGAAUCAGGAAUCUUAGUUGCUUGUGAGAGGGACAUCAACUCACUCCAGGUUGCAAAGAAGUAUUAUCAACAAGCCGGAGUUUCACACAAGGUGGAUGUAAGACACGGAUUAGCUGCCGAUACCCUAAACUCAAUGCUAGAGAAUGGGGAGGGAUGCAGCUAUGAUUUUGCUUUUGUUGAUGCUGAGAAAAGAAUGUAUCAAGAAUACUUUGAGUUGCUGCUUAAAUUGGUGAGAGUAGGUGGUGUUAUAGUAAUUGAUAAUGUGCUUUGGCAUGGAAAAGUUGCUGAUCCCAUGGUUAAUGAUAAGAAAACAGAGAGCAUAAGAAGUUUCAACAAAGCUUUAAUGGACGACAAGCGUGUUACCAUUAGUAUGGUGCCAGUUGGUGAUGGCAUGACAAUAUGUCGCAAGAGAUGAUUUCUUUGCUUCAAGAAACAAUUAUCGAAUCAGAAAAGACAUAUCCACAGUAGACUAAUGUGUUCAGAUUAAGAUUUAAAAAACACGCCUCAUUUUUGUAAUUUGUAGACUGGUAUAUUGGUUAUUUUAUUCCUUCUAGUUCAUGAAAUGAUGAGA